AUGUUGUCGUGGUCUGGAUUCGCCGCUAACGCUUCUAAAUCAUCAGACUCUCCCAAGGGAUUGACAUCGACCCGGGGACGUAGACAUGGAGAUACGGCCGAUCAAGCCCCUCUUGCUCAGCUCAGCAAAAUUGGCGUCGACUCAGGCCGAGCGCCGGAGGCGGAAGCUCGACAUUAUGCAAUUGCUGAAGCAGGAAAUAGUGGCAAAGGGCCUGCAGGUGUGGUCAGAUCGGAGGAGGAAGGCCCUAUUGCACUGCGAGAUCAUCAGGUCCAUCGCUUGCUCGAGGAAAACCGAAGCUUGAAGGAUGAACUCGAGGAUGUUAAAGCUCAGCUUGCGGAUGCUAAGAGUUUUUUGGAGGCUAAACGCAAGGAGUUGAAGGGCGCCCAGGUGUUCCUCAAUCCAGCUGACACGCUCUCCACUACAGAUGUUGUACAGAGGGUUAUAACACUGAACGAAGAAAUAUUUCAAGCUGCUGCUCUCCUUGGAGAGAUGCUCCAGAUUCCGGAACAUGAGGAACUUAACCCGCUCCUCGUCCAAGUCGUGUUGCAGAUUGCCAUCACUACUUGGUGUAGCCAACUGCUAGCUGAAGGUAUAAGGAAAAGAACAUUGACCAACCAUUCUGCCUUCAUCCACGUCGUCAAAAGCCGUUUCUGGGACAAGCCCUCGCAAGGUUUCGGCGCCUACAGAGCGAGCUUGAUCAAUUGUAGAAUUGGCUAUGUACCCAGCUGGUGCUGCUCCGAGCUGAUCGCUUCUCAUGCCUGGACGAUCCUAGUAGGCAAGCAGUUUGCCGACAUCAACGCUUUCUUCCGAUACAUCAUCCAUUCAAAAGGGGAAAGUUCGGGUUUCUCCAGCGUAUGUUUUGAGGACGAUAGCACAUUUUUCUUCGAGCUAUCGGUCCGAUCGAGUAAAAGGUUUUUCCAGGAUGCAGGCAGGCAAAGAAGAGCGAAGAGCGAAGACCUCAUUGGCGAAGGAAAUCAAGUCGUUCGAGGAUUUUUCCCCCUAUAUUGA
Laccaria bicolor S238N-H82 is the source of this 1008-nucleotide messenger RNA. RefSeq lists its product as uncharacterized. Lineage: Eukaryota; Fungi; Basidiomycota; Agaricomycetes; Agaricales; Hydnangiaceae. The record is from RefSeq and is a predicted model, not a curated record. Bases 1 to 1008 code for a protein of 335 amino acids. The transcript has 9 exons.